AUGCAGAGAGCCUGUGUCUGGAUGGUCAGAGUUUCUCUUCUUCUGCUGUUGCUUUGGUCAGACCCCCUGCGCUGCCAACACACCACACACCACAGGACAGAGGUUCCUCAAAGUGCAGAGACCCAACAGGAGUUUAGAGUAGAGCAUGGAGAGAUGCAGGGCUCCUGGGGUGCCUGGGGGCCCUGGUCAGCAUGCUCUCAGAUGUGUGGAAGAGGGGUUCAAGAGCAGAAGAGACCCUGCCUUCCUGUUUACACUCCAUCAAGGAGAGCUGGUGCUUCCCCGCAGCAGCCUGGCUAUGUCAUUUCAGCCCUGCGACCCACAGUCCCCCUGCACCACCAGCAAGGCAGAUCCUCUAACACCAGUAGUCAUGGAGAGGUGAGGGAGCGGAUGCAGACCCGGCCUGGUGGACACAGGAGGGUGUCUGACAUUGUCCCAGGGAGGUACGGCUAUGGGAGAGCUCCUCAUGUUCCUCCACUGCAGACAGAUUCAGGGCAGAGCUCAGCUUCUCCCCGCCUCCACAGACAGAGACGCUCUGCUGCACCUGAGGGCAACUACCAAACCUCUAGAAGCCACGGUGGGCAGAGGUCAAACAACCUGGACCCCUACAACAACCUCCAUCCCUACAGCAGACCCCACCAGCAAACAAGGCCCCGCCAGCCAAAUAAUAACCAAGUCUGGGCCCCUCUGUAUCAACCUGGAUCAGUCAACCAGGUUCAGAUUCAGCAGGAGCUUCACCCAGGCAGCCAGACGCCUGGACCUCAACAGUCUGGGGAGAGGCCCUAUGACCCACUGCCUGCUUCCUUCUGCACAGGAGAGCAUGUUCACUACAGGAUCUGCACCAACAAUGCCUGCCCUCCAUCCAGCAGAAACAUCCGAGCCAUUCAGUGUUCAUCAUACAACAACCAGCCUUUCAUGGGCAGACUGUAUGAUUGGGAACCAUUCAACGAAGUUCCUGGGGAUCAACAUUGUGAGCUGAACUGCCGGGCCAUAGGGUUCAGGUUCUACGUAAAACAGUCAGACAAGGUGAUCGACGGGGCACCAUGUGGGAAGAAUGACUCGUCCCUCUGUGUGGCAGGAAAGUGUGUGAGUCUUGGCUGCGAUGAGUAUCUCGGAUCAGGAAAGGUGGUGGACAAGUGCGGCGUGUGUGGAGGCGACAACUCAACCUGCAGGCUUGUCUCUGGACUGUUUAAACACAGUUUAUCCAAGAUCGGCUAUCACAAGAUUGUGGAGAUCCCAGAAGGAGCCACCAAGAUCAAUGUCACAGAAAUGGUGAAGAGCAGGAACUACUUAGCUCUCCGCAGCAGAUCAGGACGAUCCAUCAUCAAUGGAAACUGGGCGAUUGACCGACCAGGGAUGUACGAGGGAGGGGGAACCAUGUUCACCUACCGGCGACCAAAUGAAAUCCGCAUUACAGCCGGGGAGUCCUUUCUAGCAGAAGGGCCCACCAAUGAGAUUCUGGAUGUAUUCAUGAUUUUCCAGCAGCCAAAUCCUGGAGUUCACUAUGAAUACAUUCUUCCCUCUGAGAUGCCAGCUAGCCCUCCUCAGCCAAACCACAGACAUGGAGGGAAUGCUGUAAAUGGACAAGGUGGAUACGACCAUCACUCCAACACUCACCAGGAAAACUUGACUCCUUCAGGUGGGGGGAGGGUACCUCCUCAUCUCCCUGACAACCAGGUUCCUGUAGUACAGCCACCCAGACGUGUGAGAGAAUACAACUGGAAAAUGGUUGGAACUACAGAGUGCAGCGCCUCCUGUGGGAAAGGGUUCAGAUAUGCCAUCUUUCACUGUGUCUCCCGGGUAAACCACGUCCAGGUGUCAGAUGCUUUGUGUGACAGCAGCAGCAAACCAACGCCACAAGAAGAGGCCUGUAACCUGCAGCCGUGCCCCGCCUUCUGGGAUAUUGGAGAGUGGUCCGAGUGCAGUAAAACCUGCGGCCUGGGGAUGCAGCACCGGCAGGUCCUCUGUCGCCAGAUCUAUGCCAACCGCACCCUCAAUGUCCACACAAGUCGCUGCCGACACUUAGAACGGCCUGAAAUCACCAGCACAUGCCACUUAAAGAUCUGCAGUGAGUGGCAGAUUCGCUCCGAUUGGACCGCUUGUUCGGUGCCAUGUGGGCUGGGUCAGAGAUCACGGGAGGUUCGCUGUGUCAGCAACGUGGGCGACUUUGUUCCUGAUGAUGAGUGCAACAUGAAUCUACGGCCCAACGAUGUAGAGAACUGUGACAUGGGAGCCUGUGCCAAGAGCUGGUUCUACACUGAAUGGGGCGACAGGUGCUCAGCUGAAUGUGGGAUGGGAGUACGAACCCGGGGGGUUCUCUGCCUGACCAACCACAUCAGCAGCCUUCCUCUGGAGGGGUGUGGGAGCGAACGUCCUGCAGACUCUCAGGUCUGCAACAACGGCCCCUGUGAGAACCACAUUGAGUGGUUCACGGGCCCCUGGAGCCAGUGCUCUGCAGAGUGUGGCACAGGCAGCCAGCAGAGGUCAGUAGUGUGCCUGAUGAAAUCAGGAGGAUUCACCAUCAUGCCACCGUUCGAGUGUUCCUCCUUGAAGCGGCCCCUCAGCCAGCAGAGCUGCAACCUGAAGGCGUGUGGAGCCAAGUGGUACCACACAGACUGGAGCUCUGUGAAUGAGAACUGCAGGGACAAAUACUUCAAUUGCAACGUGGUGGUCCAGGCUCGCCUCUGUGUGUACGAUUACUACAAGACGACGUGCUGUGCCUCAUGUUCACGGGUGGCCCACAGACAGUCGAUUAAGCGAAUCUGCAGUUAGCCCCCUCUAUCCAAAGCCCCACAUGGGGGCAGACUCAAAACCCACAGCGGGUACUCCUCUCUUAGGCCAGCCAGGAGGAGUGGAUCAACAGGACCUUGGCAUAAAUGGGGACUUCCUUUGAUUGCCAAGGACUGAAAAAGAAGAAGGAACAAUUCUGUUGAUUCAUUUGGAGACAGCUAAAGGUAGCUAAAGGGAAAAAGGACUAUCUAAGAGUAGAUGAGGCAAUGAAUCCUCUCACUGCAUAAACUCAGCGCUGGCUUGGUGAAAGAUUUAAAGCAUACCAUCCAGUAAACAAAAUAAUGGACUGUUACCAGUACUUUUUAAGUUAAGGAUCCACCUUAUUUUCAGGAACAACAGUUUGCAGCCACCUACUGCUGUUGAGGGAUCUUGUGUAUUUGAUGAGAUAAAGAAAAACAACUGAAAACUCUUUUUUAGGUGGACCUUGUUUGUGGAGGUUUAUGAUCUGUUUUUUUUACAUUAUAACGCUCAGAUUUAUGGCGAGAUUUCAUCCGGUGUCACUUAUAAUAAUCAAUUAUUUAACAUCCACUGUGUUGAUCAAAGAUAUAUCAUUUUGUCACUGGAGACAGUGGGUUAUUAGGAUUCAGUAUCUCAAGGAAAAAAGUUGUGCGGUAGAAGUGGGACAAAAUACUGACAGGGCAAUAUUUUUUCAUCCUGACUCUUGCAGUGGUAUUAUUAACUCAUUAGUGGCUAAUAUAAUUAACUUCAUUUAAGAAAAAAUCAGGUGGAUAUCAAAAAAUUUGCAUAACAUGUAAAAGUUGAUUUUUCUUAUUUCAAGACCUUUUUUUUGUUUUAAUAGUGAUUACGGCUUACAGCUUAUGAAAAAAAAAACACUAACUCCUGAUAUUGAUAUUGUGGAAAAGUCAAAUUUUCAAAGGUUUUCUGAGCCUCACUCUCUCUGGUUCGGUUCACACAACCACAAUCAUGAGGAAGACUGCUGACUUGACAAAUGUCAAGAGGACAAUCACUGCCACCCUUCACAAGGAGGGUAAGCCACAGAGCGUCAUUGCUGAAAGGGCAGGCUGUUCUCAGAGGCUGUAUCAAAGCAGAUUCAUGGAAAGUUGACUGGAAGAGAAAAGUGUGGUAAAAAAGGUGCACAAUCAACAGGGAUCAGCUCACCCCAGGAUUGUCAUGCAAAGUAGAUUCAUGAACUUAUGGGGGAUUCACAAGGAGUAGACUGAGGCUGGAGUAAGUGGAUCAAGAUCCACCAUAGACGGGUCCAAGAAAGGGACUACAAGUGUUGUGCUGUUAGUGUCAAGCCAAUCCUGAACCACAGAUGUCGUAAGCUUCUGACACAGGGUAUGGUCAAAAAGACAUGGACUGUUUCUCAGUGGUCCAAUGUCCUUUUAUCAAAUUGAAGUAAAUUUUGAAAUUAGUUUUGAAAUCAAGGUCCCAGAGUAUGGAGGAAGAUCAGAGAGGCACAGAAUCCUUCAGUGCUUGAAGUCCAGUGUUUUCAGCAUCCACAGUCAGUUAUGUUUUUUGGUGCUAUGUCAUCUGCUGUUGUUGUUCCGCCAGUCUUUGUCAAGUCCAGAGUCAAUGCUGUCAGCUGUCUACCAGGAAACUUUAGAGCACUUCAUGCUUCCAACUGCUGAAAAUCUUUUUGGAGAUACUGAGUUGCUUUUCCAGCAGGACUUGGCGCCUGCCCACAGUGAAGCCAAAAUUAGUUCUAUUAACCAUGGUAUUACUGUGUUUUAUUGGCCAGCCAACUGGUCUGACCUGAACCUGAAAAGAGCUCCAACCAAUUACUGAGUGCAUGAAUGAACAUUAUUUUCCACAAGGUCAACAUUUCUGUAAUAUAAAUCCUUUUUUGGACUUAUAUUUUGUUAUAUUCUAAUACUUUGAGAUAGUGCAUAUUUUAUUUUUAUGAGCUUUAAGCGUCAAGAUCAUCAAGAUUAAAACAAAAAAAAAGGUCAUGAAAUAUUUUGUUUUGUAUGAGAUGAACCUAGAAUAUAAUGAAGUUUCACUUCUUGAAUUAAGUCAGAGGAAAAAAAUGAACUUUUUCAUGAUAUUCCAAUGUUUUGAGAUGCAUCUAUAUCAGGGGUCUCAAACUCAUUUAGGGUAGGGGGCCAGAUUUGCUCCAUGAGAUGUCCUGUGGGCCGGACAAUUUUUUAGCAAUAUCAUUACGACCAACGACUGAUAUAUAGGCUGCUGUAAUGUUUAUAAAGAGAAAUGAUAGAAUAUUAGAUGCAGGUAUCAUUUACUGAGUGCUGCAUGUCUGCACACAAAAGGGUUAAUUAGCUACUUUAGAAAGAGAAUUUACCUGCAGGUAAUCUACACAGGUCAGGCAAAAAUAUGCUGUGCUUUUAACAUAUGACAAUUUUUACAGAUUUUAAUGUUUUUACAAUCCACUGAUGAUGAAUUUACAAGACUGAAAUAUUCAUUAGGAAUAUACAUUCAGCAUGACUGUUUAUGGCUUUAAAACAGCAACCUGUUCCCAAAACCUGAUCUGAGCCCUAUUUCACCUGACCUGGGAUCAGUGCACAGAGUCCAGAGAGGAGAAUGAGAGAGAGAAAGGAGGAAGGGGUAGAGAGAGAGAAAGGAGGGAGGGAGAGAGAGAGAGAGAGAGAGAGAGGAUCCUGCAGACAUUCAUUGCACUGCUGUUCUAUUACUGUUUAAAGAGCUGCAAACCCUCCCCUGCUGAGUGAAAACUUGACUUUAAACAUAUGUAUGAGCCCUAUAGUCAUUCUUCUGCACAAGUGAUGAACUGGGGCAUCUCCGUGCGUAUUUUGGAUGCAUUUUAGCGCUGCAUCAAGACCAAACGUGCCAACCUCUCGUAAUAGCACAGCCUGUGUCCAGAUUAGGAUAAAAUGUUCAAUUAUAAAGUAUUGUUUUUAUCAUUAUGAGAGGAAUUUUUACAAUUUGAUAUGAUCUGUGGUUAACUACGCCACAGGAUUUAUAAACAAUGUCCUGUUUAACCUUAAGUGAUCAAGACCACAAUUUCACUUCUUGUUGACAUAAAAUUAAGUUGUAUGUAAAUAAAAUUAGUUGAUAUUAGUUUGGCAUUAGAGAUUUUUAAUAAUGAGGGAUUAAAUCAGUCGGGAGAUUGAACUGAGUUGCUCACCGAAAUGAGAUUUGAUGUCCAACGAUGUCUGUCUGUCACAUUGGUUACAUGCCAGUCAGAGCAACAAAACAUGGCAUAGUAGGCAUGCAUCGCCCAAAGAAAUAAACUACAGAACAUGAGCUCAACAUGCAGCCAUUCUCAUUGUUAACUAUCAGUGGAGCCAGUUGGAGAAUCAAACUCAUGCUUAGGCUGGUCAGGAGGAAAGCACAACUAUCUUUUCCAGCAAGAAAAGCUUCAUUGCAGUUCUUAACUCCUCUUUUGAGAAAAAAAUGUUGCCCAGUUCUGUUAAAACUGCCUCUAUAGCUACAUCCAGGCUUAUGUGUUCACUAUGCCAUGGUUUAAAACUGCAGUAAGUGAUUUAUUUUUAGUGCUGUAUGCCCACAAAAACAAUACAACCUGUCAGGGUCUUGUUAUUAAAGACAUCUAACAGAAUAUCACACUUCUGCACCUUCCUCGCACUGCACUCUCACUUGAGGAAAACCAGAGAGCCAAUGAGGAGACUAGCCCUAGCAGCCAAUCACGGCUCAGGUCAGAGGGAGUGUUUCUGUUGGCCUCUGUAGUAGGUGCGCUUCCGCCUCAGAUCAGUAAGAAGUUGGUACAAUGGCGGAGUUACCGGUGGUGUUCGGUCCUAUAUGGAAUUUGUUCAUGCUGAGAUGAAGUGUUUUCUUGCCUGUAGCACGGCCAUUGAUUUCAGUGGAAAAACAUAGCAAAAUCACUCUUGAGAGCUUUGCCACCAUCAGUAUUCGAUUCAGUGGAAAUGCACAUCCGCUAGGAGGUAUGUGAGAAGAGGGAUAGAGCUACGGAGCAGAACAGGAAGCGGGGGUAGAGUUGAUUCUACACGGUUCUCAUUGUUACACACUCGAGCUUUAAAGGCUUUUAGUACAACAAAACCAUGCUCGUAGCUACCGCCUUGUUGUCCUCAAAUGACACUGAUUGAUCUAGUUUUUCUGAGACUGAGAACUAGAAGUUCAGCUUGAAGCUUUGCGCAAUGGAUCCAUCUAAUGACAGUCAUGGGAUUUGGCCAGUUCAUCUGUUUUGCAAGGUUACUUAAAAUAUGAAGCAUAAUAAGAGGUGAAGCAGACCUAAAAUUGCAGUGAAUUAAUAUAUUAUCCUGCUUUUUACAAUUACAGGUGUAAUUGGUAUUGUUAAUUCAAUCAGAUGUCCUGAUGUAAGACUGAUUGAAUAUCUUCCAAUGUAUCAAUCACUGCAGAGUCACUUUAUCAUGGUACUAUACUUACUGAGGUCCCUGCAUUGGUUGUCAUUUUUUAUCUUGAGUAACUCUGCAAGCCCACCCCUACUGUGCAUCAAAGCCUUAAUGUUGCUUAAGGUAGUUUAUUAAUACAUCAUAGAACAACAAGCAGAAUCUUUGAAUAUCAAUGUUUGAUGCCUUGAAUGAUGUUUUUCUGAUUAUCUUAACAGUAUAAAACCACAUUUUUUCUAUCAUGCAUAACUAUGAGGUUUAAAUGCAGCCUUUGUAAUAUGUAUGUAUAUAUGUAUGUGUGACAGAGUGAAUGAUAAAGAUCUUUUUAAGGGUUCUCAGACAGUCUCUCCAGUAGCUGAAGAGAAAAAAAGCCCUCUUCAUUUAUUUAUGUGGCUCCCCAUGGAGGACGUUGGUUUAUCGGCCACCAGUGGCCCCUGUCUGUCUGGCUGUGGGGAUAAAAACUCCUCGCCUUGUCUCCACCAAUCACAGCCUCUGAACUGACUGUAGGCAUUCCACAGCGUGCUGGAUGGUAGAAGCAGAUGGUGAAAACACUAACAGAUUUGAGAGAAAUGAAACAAACAUGUAUGUAUAAUUCCUGUGGGAGAUGAUCAUUCCACAGUGGUACAAUAUUUGGAUGAACCCCCAAUCACAAAUACAAUGAAUUAUUACCUCCGCCAAGGAGGUUAUGUGAUCGGGAGGGUUUGUUUGUUUGUUAGUUUGUUUGUUAGCAACACAACUCAAAAAGUUGGGGGCAGAUUUUGAUGAAAUUUUAAAGAA
Cheilinus undulatus (humphead wrasse) is the source of this 7826-nucleotide messenger RNA. RefSeq names its product thrombospondin type-1 domain-containing protein 4-like. Lineage: Eukaryota; Metazoa; Chordata; Actinopteri; Labriformes; Labridae. Gene Ontology annotation, biological process: extracellular matrix organization. The record is from RefSeq and is a predicted model, not a curated record. Gene Ontology annotation, cellular component: extracellular matrix. Gene Ontology annotation, molecular function: metalloendopeptidase activity.